Messenger RNA from Glycine soja, 1063 nucleotides. Its product is annotated as thioredoxin Y1, chloroplastic-like. Gene Ontology annotation, cellular component: cytoplasm. Bases 214 to 741 code for a protein of 175 amino acids. The transcript has 5 exons. Gene Ontology annotation, molecular function: protein-disulfide reductase activity; oxidoreductase activity, acting on a sulfur group of donors, disulfide as acceptor. The record is from RefSeq and is a predicted model, not a curated record. Lineage: Eukaryota; Viridiplantae; Streptophyta; Magnoliopsida; Fabales; Fabaceae.
AUUAGGGAUUGGGAGAGAGAGUGGGAGUCAGAGAGCAAAUGAAAGUAGCUGAUUGGACUUUGGGUCCGUUUGUUCCUUCGCUUUGUUUGCUUCAGAUAUUUUUCUUUUUUACGUUUUUUCUGUUGCUUCAUCCCAAACAGAGAUAUUUCGGUAACCAAACAUUUUCUCUUCCCCACCAAAACAGAACAAACACGUUCGUCUCGUUUCGUUCCCAUGGCGGUCUCCGUUUCCGCGUCCUCCGCGAUUGCUUCUUUGAACUCCGAACGCUCCACGCGCUUGGCACCCUCACUCGUCUCCGCAUCUUCUUCCGCCAAGCAAUCCUCGCUGCAAUUCACGUCGCCCACGCGCCUUCUUCGGAUUAGUACUCCACGCGCUCCCGCUCCUUCGCGACCUCGAUUCCUUCCUCUGGUUCAAGCGAAGAAACAAACCUAUAACUCGUUUGAAGAUUUGCUUGCCAAUUCUGAAAAGCCUGUGUUGGUUGACUUCUAUGCAACCUGGUGUGGUCCUUGUCAAUUCAUGGUUCCCAUACUCAAUGAAGUUAGCACUCGGCUUCAGGAUAAGAUACAGGUGGUGAAGAUUGAUACUGAGAAGUAUCCAACCAUUGCUGACAAAUACAGAAUUGAGGCGUUGCCGACUUUCAUCAUGUUUAAGGAUGGAGAUCCUUAUGAUCGCUUUGAGGGAGCAUUGACUGCAGAUCAGCUCAUUGAACGCAUUGAAGCUGGCCUCAAGGUUAAGCAAUAACCCUACUAUAAUGAAGACACAGAAGCUUGUCUAUUGGAAUGUUCGAUCACAUACAUGAUAUGAUUGACUGGAAUCACUUGUUGUUUCAACAUCAUUCAGACAUUUUUUGAAGAGAUUAAUGUAUCUCAAAAUGCAUAGAUUCAGCCCUAAAAUAUUUGUUGUUUACUUAUUAGCAGUGGCAUUUUUUUUUUAAAGAAAUCACGACUAAACCUAGUUGUGUUUGUGAGUUCCUUGAACGAGCUAAUUCUUGUCUCUUCUUUUGACUCGUUCCACUUUAUCUAUUUUCAUUUUCUGAGGUUUAGAAGCACUGCAAGUAUACAGA